CUGAAAAUGUCAUGUCCCAACAAUGUGACUUCUAACUCGUUUUUGAUGGACUCGUUGGCCGGUACCUGUAGAGGGGAGAAUUAUUCCUCCAGCCAAGGGAUGUACAUGCAGCCUGGGAGCGAUUUCAGCUGCGGAGUCAUGAGGAACUGUGGAAUUAUCCCGUCUCUUUCCAAAAGGGACGAGGUGAAUAGCGCUACCUUGUCUCUCAGCACCUAUCCAUCUUACCUUUCGCAGCUAGACACUUGGUGUGACCCCAAAAAUACGUACAGGAUCGAGCAACCUGUUGCAAGACAGCUCCCAUCCUGCUCCUUCCCCACCAAUGUCAAGGAAGAGAAUGUUUGCUGUAUGUAUAACGCUGACAAAAGGGCUAAAAAUGCCACUGAGGCAGCCCUCUACCCCAACCAAAUGCCUGAGUCUUGCCUAAAUGACCAUGAAGUCCCCGUUCCUAGCUACUACCGAGCAAGCCAAGGUUACCCCUCCAUGGAGAAGACGCCCAACUGCAGCAAUCCAAAUGAGUUUGAGGCAAGUUUUGAAGCCAGGGCGAGCCUGAACCCAAGGAGCGAGCAUCUGGAAGCAGCAGCACCGCCACCUCCUCCACCUCCGCCGCCGCCCCCGGUGGCCAAAGUGAGUUUCCCCGAAAACACAAAACCCGAUCACGCUCAGCACCCCUCCACGAACGAAAUUAAAACCGAAAAAAGCGCCCCGGCGCCCAAAACCGGUCCUUCGGAAGCCGAGAAAGACCUGCCUAAAAACACUGACACCAGCACUGACAAUUCUGACAAUGAAGCAAAAGAGGAUAUAAAGGCAGAAAACACUACAGGAAAUUGGCUGACAGCAAAGAGCGGAAGAAAGAAAAGGUGUCCUUACACCAAGCACCAGACGCUGGAGCUGGAGAAGGAAUUCUUGUUCAAUAUGUACUUGACCCGUGAGCGCCGCCUGGAGAUUAGUAAGAGCAUUAACCUGACAGACAGACAAGUCAAAAUCUGGUUUCAAAACCGCAGGAUGAAACUCAAGAAAAUGAACAGAGAGAACCGAAUCCGUGAACUGACUUCCAAUUUUAAUUUCACUUGA
Molecule: messenger RNA, 1071 nt
Organism: Rhea pennata
Lineage: Eukaryota; Metazoa; Chordata; Aves; Rheiformes; Rheidae
Gene: HOXC10
Product: homeobox C10
Exons: 2
Coding region: 7-1071 (354 amino acids)
Biological process (GO): regulation of transcription by RNA polymerase II
Cellular component (GO): nucleus
Molecular function (GO): RNA polymerase II cis-regulatory region sequence-specific DNA binding; DNA-binding transcription factor activity, RNA polymerase II-specific
Source: RefSeq, a predicted model, not a curated record